UUGGUCAAAUGACGGAUAAAAAAAGGGGGCUUUGCUUUGCUUCUUCUCAUUCUCUCUCUCUCUCUCUCUCUCUCUCUCUCUCUCUCUGCUCUCUGUAUCUCUGUCUAUCUUCUUCGUUGCAAUCCCUAAAUUGUGUGUUCUUACCCUCAAUCAAUCUUCCUUACAAGGACAAUGGGAACGUUCGAGAAUUGAGACUCCAAAGUGAAGUCUAAUCGGCAUACAAACUGAAGCCUUUCGAGCUGUCUCUCGCAACCUCCGUCGGGUAAAGAGAGGGUUUUUUUUUUGGGUGUUUUCGCUCUGAUUCGGUGGUCUCUGGUCGCUUAGAUGGACAUGGAGAGUGCAGAUACUGAGCCUACUAGCUUGAAUUGUGGUAACAACAUGGUUGUAAAAGCUUACCCAUUAGGAAUGGUACGGGUUAUGAAUAACAACGGCAUUGGAGAAGACGAAGGAGACUCUGGAGUUGAACCAUAUGUUGGACUAGAGUUUGAUACCGCAGAGGAAGCGCGUGAAUUCUACAACUCUUAUGCUACGCGGACGGGUUUCAAGGUUAGGACAGGUCAACUGUAUAGGUCCAGGACCGAUGGUACGGUUUCAUCAAGGAGGUUCGUCUGCUCAAAGGAAGGUUUUCAGUUAAAUUCAAGAACAGGAUGUCCUGCGUUUAUCCGAGUGCAGCGACGAGAUACUGGGAAAUGGGUUCUUGACCAGAUUCAAAAGGAGCACAACCACGAGCUUGGAGGCCAUGUGGAGGAGACUACUCCUCGUCCUUCUGUACAACAGAGAGCACCGGCUCCUACGAAGCUAGCCAUAUCGGUUCCACAUAGGCCCAAGAUGAAAGUUGUUGACGAGGCUGAUAAAGGACGGUCAUGCCCUUCUGGUGUGAUCUCUUUCAAGCGCUUCAAAGGAGCUGAAGAGAGUGAUGUGCAAACGCAGCAGCACAAGGCUACUGAGCCUCAUGCAGGGUUGGAGUUUGGUUCAGCUAAUGAAGCGUGCCAGUUUUAUCAAGCGUAUGCUGAAGUUGUAGGCUUUAGAGUUCGUAUCGGCCAGUUGUUUAGGUCGAAAGUCGAUGGAUCGAUCACAUCCAGAAGGUUUGUUUGUUCAAAAGAAGGGUUUCAGCAUCCUUCGAGAAUGGGAUGUGGUGCUUACAUGAGGAUCAAAAGACAAGACUCCGGAGGUUGGAUAGUUGAUCGUCUCAAUAAAGAUCAUAAUCACGAUCUUGAACCUGGGAAGAAGAAUGCUGGUAUGAAGAAAAUAACAGAGGAUGUGACGGGAGGGUUGGAUUCGGUUGAUCUUAUCGAGCUAAACGACUUCAGCAAUCACAUGAACAAAACCAGAGAGAACACAAUAGGUAAGGAAUGGUAUCCAGUGCUUCUCGACUAUUUCCAGUCAAAACAGGCAGAAGACAUGGGAUUCUUUUACGCCGUUGAGCUUGAUAGCAAUGGAAGCUGCAUGAGCAUUUUCUGGGCAGAUAGCCGGUCAAGAUUCGCGUGCAGCCAGUUUGGUGAUGCUGUUGUGUUAGAUACUUCGUAUAGAAAAGGAGAUUACUCUGUUCCGUUUGCUAUGUUUAUUGGUUUUAAUCACCAUAGGCAACCUGUGCUUCUUGGAGGUGCCUUAGUUGCUGAUGAAUCUAAAGAGGCUUUCUCGUGGUUGUUUCAGACAUGGCUUCGUGCUAUGUCAGGUCGUCGCCCGAGGUCUAUUGUAGCUGAUCAAGACUUGCCUAUCCAGCAAGCUGUGGCUCAAGUCUUUCCCGGGACUCAUCACCGGUUCUCAGCGUGGCAAAUAAGGUCCAAGGAACGUGAAAAUCUCAGGUCGUUUCCCAAUGAAUUCAAGUACGAGUACGACAAGUGUUUAUACCAGACGCAGACAACAGUCGAGUUUGACACCAUGUGGAGUGCUCUUGUCAACAAAUAUGGCCUUAGGGAUAACAUGUGGCUCAGAGAAAUAUAUGAAAAGCGCGAGAAUUGGGUACCGGCGUAUCUUAGAGCCAGUUUCUUUGGUGGUAUCCCUGUAAACGGCACAUUCGAACCGUUUUACGGCACUUCUCUGAAUUCUCUGACGUCUCUCAGGGAGUUCAUCUCGCGGUAUGAGCAAGGACUCGAGCAGCGCCGUGAAGAGGAAAGAAAAGAAGAUUUCAAUUCUUAUAACUUGCAGCCAUUUCUGCAGACAAAAGAACCCGUUGAAGAGCAGUGCAGGAGGCUGUACACUCUCACCAUCUUCAGGAUUUUCCAGAGCGAGCUCGCACAGUCUUAUAAUUACCUCGGUUUAAAGACCUAUGAGGAAGGAGCCAUCAGCAGAUUUCUGGUGAGGAAAUGUGGGAACGAGAACGAGAAGCACGCAGUGACUUUCAGUGCGUCGAAUCUCAACGCGAGCUGCAGUUGUCAAAUGUUUGAGUACGAAGGACUUCUGUGCAGACAUAUAUUGAAAGUGUUCAACCUCUUAGACAUUCGAGAACUCCCAUCUCGGUAUAUACUACACCGUUGGACCAAGAACGCGGAGUUUGGGUUUGUGCGCGAUGUUGAAUCAGGUGUGACUUCUCAGGACCUCAAGGCCCUGAUGAUCUGGAGCUUGAGAGAAGCAGCUUCAAAGUAUAUAGAGUUUGGGACAUCGUCUCUGGAGAAGUAUAAGCUUGCAUAUGAAAUCAUGCGUGAGGGUGGGAAGAAACUGUGUUGGCAGAGAUAAAUAAGCAAACCAAGUAAGAUUAAAAAGCAAGAGGUUUUGUUUGUUUGUUGUUGUAGCCUGUUGGGGUAUUUUUGUCCUCUCCGUUUGAGGAAGAUGAAGCCUUUGUUCAUGGCAGCCGCCGAUGUAAAUCCUAACUCUUUUGUUAACUUCAGUCACCGCAAAUGGUGGUGGUGGAGAUGGCAGAGUCGUAUCCGGUGGGGAGGGUUUAACGACGACUCGUCUCUUCUCUUGUUGCUUUGUUUGAUGUUGUUUCCAUAAAUUAGAGUUUUUGGAAGAUUCGAACAUUUGGGCGGAUCUAUGGAAUAGAAUGUUUUCGGCAGCUUAUAUGAAAAAUAGUGAAACAAAGAAGGAUGUAAUGUAAUAUUAUCAUCAAGUUAUUUUCCAUUCUCG
Messenger RNA from Eutrema salsugineum, 3066 nucleotides. RefSeq names its product protein FAR1-RELATED SEQUENCE 7. Bases 325 to 2676 code for a protein of 783 amino acids. The transcript has 3 exons. Gene Ontology annotation, molecular function: zinc ion binding. NCBI's taxonomy places the organism in Eukaryota, Viridiplantae, Streptophyta, Magnoliopsida, Brassicales, Brassicaceae. Gene Ontology annotation, biological process: regulation of DNA-templated transcription. The record is from RefSeq and is a predicted model, not a curated record.